Molecule: messenger RNA, 264 nt
Organism: Dovyalis caffra
Lineage: Eukaryota; Viridiplantae; Streptophyta; Magnoliopsida; Malpighiales; Salicaceae
Source: the annotation of a GenBank genome assembly
AUGUUAGUGUAUUGGAUUCCUGAAACUCCCGAUACUCUUCCUGCAAACGCCUCCCAUACUGUUGGUAUUGGUGCCUUCGUCAUGAAUGAUAACAGAAAGCCUUUCUCCUGUGGCCAGCCGCUUGUUGGUGGUGGUGGUGGUGGGGAACGGGGCGGUGGGUUGCCAGUUUUAAUUUUUGACCUGUCUGGUAUAUGCGAACUUUCGGGUCAGAUACUAUUAGAAAAGUCAAUUCAUAUAGGUACUGUUAAAAGUCCAACAAGGUAA